AUGCCACCGAGGAAGAGCCCGAGGGGAAAGACGGGCUUCUUUGGCGUGAGGGUGAAACCCUCCGGCAACUUCGGGGUCGAGUUCUCCGACGCCAGCCGCCACUUUUGGCUCGGCACGUACCGCACCGUCCGCGAGGCCACGCGUGCCUACGACGUGGAGUGCCGGGAGGCCGAAAGACAGAAGAAAAAGAAGGAGGACGAGGCCGUCCCCUCGAUGGUGAUCCCCGUCGGGUCCUCGGAGGAGGACUGGGGCGACUCGGAGGAGGAGGAGGGUUGUGACGGAUCGGACAAGGAUGAGUUCUGGAAGCAGUUCGAGAACUCUGAUGACGAUAGUAGUUUUGUCUUCGGAGUAGUUCAAGAUUGGAUGGCUUCCUCCCACAUCAGGUCCACGGACCAUGUCUAG
Aegilops tauschii subsp. strangulata is the source of this 402-nucleotide messenger RNA. Its product is annotated as ethylene-responsive transcription factor ERF084-like. The record is from RefSeq and is a predicted model, not a curated record. Gene Ontology annotation, molecular function: DNA-binding transcription factor activity; DNA binding. Gene Ontology annotation, biological process: regulation of DNA-templated transcription. NCBI's taxonomy places the organism in Eukaryota, Viridiplantae, Streptophyta, Magnoliopsida, Poales, Poaceae.